AAGAUGGCUGAGCAUCCAUGGCCCGUGCACGGUCGUGGUGCCUGUUUGCCUGGCUGCCAAAGCUUUCRGAUGAUCCUCYUCUCCCGCUCUCUCCUWCUUCAAUCCCUUGCUUGUGUUCUGCUGCUUCCGAUGACUUCUAUGCGGGUUAAUGGCGCCGUUUUUAAACGACCGGUCCUUGGCCAAUGGUCUUCGGCUGCCAAUGCUGCAGAGCCGGGAGACAGCCGAGCACGUCUCCUCGGCCAGCAGGUCAGGGGCAGUAUGGCGAUGGUGUCAACCRCGCUGCCUUCCUCGCCACAAGUUUUUGAGGCGGAAGCGAGCAUGWCUCUGCUACAACCCGAGUUCUUCCUACCGAGCAACCGGAGCGUACUGCCUCCCAUUGUCGUUCAUACCCCUUCUCCAGACUUUCAGACGACGGCUUCUGGGAGGGCGUGCGGAUCUAUCAUUCGCGACUUCACGUUUCAUCCUACCGAUAACCAGAUGUGUUUCAUUCUUGACGAGUUCUGUACAAGUAAAGAGGAAGAUGCAGUUGUAAAUCGGCGCUCGGCGACCAGUGUACAGGUGGUCGCCAGAUACAGUGCCGGCGGGUUGUGGGGAUUGGCGCUUCGCCAAGCGGGCAGCGAACUAAGUCUGUUCGUGGGAGCGGACGAUGGUUCCGUGUUCGAGCUGAAAAUCAACAAUUCGCAGCUCCACUCUCGCGCGCCUACUCCUCCCGUCGUCGAUCAGUCCGCCUUCCCAGCUUCCUCGGAUAUGCCUUCAUCUUGGGAUAAGCUUUCAUCUUCAGAACCUUUCCCCUGGCCUUCAGGAUCUUCGGCGCCUGCUCCUCCUCCUUCUGGCCCUUCGCCUUCAGGACCUUCGGCGGUUGUCCCCACCUCCCAAGGAACUAAUUUAGGUCUCGCGGUCGGGCUGCCCGUGUCGAUCUCAGCCUUCCUGGCGCUUGCCACGUGCCUUAUUGUCCUUGUGUACAGAGCGCGCCGGAAUGGAGGGAAACGGGGGCAGGCUAAAUCAUCGCCGAAUGCAACUGGUAGCUCAACCGUCGAGAUUGGACGUACCACCAAUGGCACUAGGGAGGGGGUUGCAUGCCAGGAGGGCGGGAGAGGUGGGGGASUUCAACCCUUGCAAGUCAGACGAUUCUCGCUGGCAGCUCUGCAGCAUUGCACAGGAAAMUUCAGCAAGAAAUAUCGCAUCGGGGASAGUGGGGCGUUCGGAGAUGUGUACUGGGGCUCUAUCGACGAUCAGGAUUUGGCCAUCAAGGUGAUGACGGGGGAUCUGACGGAGGGAAAGAGAAGCAUGUUCCUGGCAGAAGUGAACACGUUGAGCAGACUCCAUCAUUCCAACCUUAUCGAACUGGUGGGAUUCUGUGACGAGGGGAGUCGGUCGAUCUUGGUGUACCCCUACUUCCAGGGAGGAAGUCUGUACGCUCGCCUGCACCACAGAGAGAAGGCAGUUCCUGGAAGACCUCGUCUCCCUCCUCUGACACUCGUUGAGCGGAUUUGUAUCGCCUGGCAGAUUGCCAGGGGSCUCAGUUACCUUCACGGGGGAGCCGAUCCGCCAGUCAUUCACCGCGACAUCWAGAGCAGCAACGUCCUUCUUGGUGAUGGCGCUGGGGAGAAGCUGCGCGUCGCGCUCGCGGAUUUCGGACUAGCGACCAUCGGAGAAAGAGUGUUUGGCGGGACAACACGCCUCACGGCGGUGAAGACGUCCCACAUGGGCGGGACGUUCGGGUACAUGGCGCCGGAGUACGUGAUGAGCGGAAUCCUGUCGGAGAAGAUCGACGUGUACGCUUUUGGCGUGAUCCUUCUGGAACUGCUCACGGGGCGAAAGGCGGCCACGGAGGCGCCGUCCGGUAACGGAUCAUGGCAAACGUUAGCGGACUGGGCGAUGCCGUUCUUGCGAAGCGAAUUUAUUGCUGGUGGAGGGAUGCCGCAUGCAAUUCUGGACUCCUGCUUGCGUGACGAGGUGGCAGGGCGCGCAUUCCAGCAGAUGACGAUGGAGGCACUGCGUUUAGCGAGCAACUGUUUGAUGAUGGAGGCUGCUGCGAGGCCAAGGAUGAGCGAGCUAUCGACGAGGCUUGAGGAUCUGUUAGUUGAAGCUCAUGUCAAUAGACGGAGGGUAUGAACGUCUUGCACAUACGGCAUGGACGUGUGGCAUGUUCUCGCUAGCGGAUGCAGAGGGAACCGCAGCAGAGACGCUGACUGAAUAUUGUAUGCAAAUGGGGGAAGGAAAAGUGAUAGGUAGCAGACGGAGGUAGUUGGCUAACUGGACGAGGACGGAGAGAGCACGGAGAGCUAAUACUGUAUAAUUCAUACAUAACGGCUGAUAACCGUUGCCGUUCGACAAAUUAGUGUCUUCCUGGACGCUCGAUGAAUCCAUAGAUCGAUCGAUCGAUCCAUCUAGAGAGAGAGAGAGAGAGAGAGAGAGAGAGAGAGAGAGAGAGAGAGAGAGUUUUUCUAUCUAGGUCGCAAAAGCAGAAGGGUAAUUCAGAUAAAUAAAGUCGAAAGUA
Chara braunii is the source of this 2500-nucleotide messenger RNA. The record is from the annotation of a GenBank genome assembly. Lineage: Eukaryota; Viridiplantae; Streptophyta; Charophyceae; Charales; Characeae.